This is a messenger RNA of Linum trigynum, 3714 nucleotides long. The record is from the annotation of a GenBank genome assembly. NCBI's taxonomy places the organism in Eukaryota, Viridiplantae, Streptophyta, Magnoliopsida, Malpighiales, Linaceae.
GAAAAUGGUUUUCAAAAAUAUCGCCUAAAAAUUACAAAAAUACCCUACGGAAAAAUUCGAUCAAAUUUCUGCACAAAUCGGCCGUUACUAGACUUCAUCGUUGGUGUGAUGAUUUGCCUUCAAAAUCCAAGGAAAAUGGCAUUUCCGAUAAAUCGCCCGAAAUCGGUGAUGGUACCCCUUAGGAAUCUAGCAAAAUUUGCACAAGAAAUUUUCCACCCGAAUCGGUGUUUAAUAGACUUAUUCGUCCCUAACGAAUAGCCUCAUGCUGAAUCUGUGAUUUGCACCCUUCAAAAUCUAAGGGAAAUGGGCUUUCAAAAAUAUCGCCUCAAAUUACGAAAAUACCCUCUGGAAAAAUUUGACCAAAUUAAUGCCCAAAUCGGCCAUUACAAGACUUCCUCGUUGGUGGAGAGUACCCUAAGGCCGAAUUUGUGAUCCAUCGCCUUCAAAAUCCAAGGAAAAUGGCAUUUCCAAUAAAAAUCGGUGAUGUUGGAAUCUGGCAAAAUUUGACCCGGAUAAUUUUCGCCCGAAUCGGUGUUUAAUAGACUUACUCCUCCCUAAAGAAUAGUCUCAGGCUGAAUCCGUGAUCUGCACCUUUCAAAAUCUAAGGAAAAUGUCCUUUCGAAAAUAUCGCCUAAAAAUUACGAAAAUGACCUCAGGAAAAAUUCGACCAAAUUUCUGUCCAAAUCGGCUAUUACUAUAUUUCGUCGUUGGUGGAGAGUUCCCUAAGGCCGAAUAUGUGAUCCAUCGCCUUCAAAAUCCAAGGAAAAUGGCAUUUCCAAUAAAUCGCACGAAAUUGGUGAUGGUACCCCUUUGGAAUCUGGCAAAAUUUGCCCCGGAUAUUUUUCGCCCGAAUCGGUGUUUAAUAGACUUAUUCGUCCCUAAAGAAUAGUGUCAGGCUGAGUCUGUGAUCUACACCUUUCAAAAUCUAAGGAAAAUGGCCUUUCAAAAAUAUCGCCAAAAAUUACGAAAAUGCCCUCGAGAAAAAUUCGAUACAAAAUUUCUAUCCAAAUCGGCCAUUACUAGACUUCAUCGUUGGUGGAGAGUUCCCUAAGGCCGAAUCUGUUAUCCAUCGCCUUCAAAAUCCAAGGAAAAUGGCAUUUCCAAUAAAUCGCCCGAAAUCGGAGAUGGUACCCCUUUGGAAUCUGGCAAAAUUUGACCCGGAUAUUUUUCGCCCGAAUCGGUGUUUAAUAGACUUAUUCGUCCCUAUAGAAUAGUGUCAGGCUGAAUCUGUGAUCUACACCUUUCAAAAUCUAACGAAAAUGGCCUUUCAAAAAUAUCGCCUAAAAAUUACGAAAAUGCCCUCGAGAAAAAUUCGAUACCAAAUUUCUAUCCAAAUCGGCCAUUACUAGACUUCAUCGUUGGUGGAGAGUUCCCUAAGGCCGAAUCUGUUAUCCAUCGCCUUCAAAAUCCAAGGAAAAUGGCAUUUCCAAUAAAUCGCCCGAAAUCGGAGAUGGUACCCCUUUGGAAUCUGGCAAAAUUUGCCCCGGAUAUUUUUCGCCCGAAUCGGUGUUUAAUAGACAAAUUCAUCCCUAAAGAAUAGUCUCACGCUGAAUCCAUGAUCUGCACCCUUCAAAAUCUAAGAAAAAUGGCCUUUCGAAAAUAUCGCCUAAAAAUUACGAAAAUGAACUCAGGAAAAAUUCGACCAAAUUUCUGUCCAAAUCGGCUAUUACUAGAUUUCGUCGUUGGUGGAGAUUUUCCUAAGGCCGAAUCUGUGAUCCAUCGCCUUCAAAAUCCAAGGAAAAUGGCAUUUCCAAUAAAUCGCCCGAAAUCGGUGAUGGUACCCCUUUGGAAUCUGGCAAAAUUUGCCCCGGAUAUUUUUCGCCCGAAUCGGUGUUUAAUAGACUUAUUCGUCCCUAAAGAAUAGUGUCAGGCUGAAUCUGUGAUCUGCACCCUUCAAAAUCUAAGGAAAAUGGCCUUUCAAAAAUAUCGCAUAAAAAUUACGAAAAUGACCUUAGGAAAAAUUCGACCAAAUUUCUGUCCAAAUCGGUUAUUACUAGAUUUCGUCGUUGGUGGAGAGUUCCCUAAGGCCGAAUCUGUGAUCCAUCGCCUUCAAAAUCCAAGGAAAAUGGCAUUUCCAAUAAAUCGCCCGAAAUCGGUGAUGGUACCCCUUUGGAAUCUGGCAAAAUUUGCCCCGGAUAUUUUUCGCCCGAAUCGGUGUUUAAUAGACUUAUUCGUCCCUAAAGAAUAGUGUCAGGCUGAAUCUGUGAUCUGCACCCUUCAAAAUCUAAGGAAAAUGGCCUUUCAAAAAUAUCGCAUAAAAAUUACGAAAAUGACCUCAGGAAAAAUUCGACCAAAUUUCUGUCCAAAUCGGUUAUUACUAGAUUUCGUCGUUGGUGGAGAGUUCCCUAAGGCCGAAUCUGUGAUCCAUCGCCUUCAAAAUCCAAGGAAAAUGGCAUUUCCAAUAAAUCGCCCGAAAUCGGUGAUGGUACCCCUUUGGAAUUUGACAAAAUUUGCCCCGGAUAUUUUUCGCACGAAUCGGUGUUUAAUAGACUUAUUCGUCCCUAAAGAAUAGUGUCAGGCUGAAUCUGUGAUCUAUACCUUUCAAAAUCUAAGGAAAAUGGCAUUUCGAAAAUAUCGCAUAAAAAAUACGUAAAUGCCCUCCGGAAAAAUUCAACCAAAUUUCUGUCCAAAUCGGCCAUUACUAGACUUCAUCGUUGGUGGAGAGUUCCCUAAGGCCGAAUCUGUGAUCCAUCGCCUUCAAAAUCCAAGGAAAAUGGCAUUUCCAAUAAAUCGCCCGAAAUCGGUGAUGGUACCCCUUUGGAAUCUGGCGAAAUUUGCCCCGCAUAUUUUUCCCCCGAAUUAGUGUUUAAUAGACUUAUUCGUCCCUAAAGAAUAGUCUCAGGCUAAAUCCGUGAUCUGCACCAUUCAAAAUCUAAGGAGAAUGGCCUUUCGAAAAUAUCGCCUAAAAAUUAAGAAAAUGCCAUCCGGAAAAAUUCGACCAAAUUUCUGUCCAAAUCGGGCAUUACUAGACUUCAUCGUUGGUAGAGAGUUCCCUAAGGCCGAAUCUGUGAUCCAUCGCCUUCAAAAUCCAAGGAAAAUGGCAUAUCAAUAAAUCGCCCGAAAUCGUUGAUGUUACGCCUUUGGAAUCUGGCAAAAUUUGACCCGGAUAUUUUUCGCCCGAAUCGGUGUUUAAUAGACAUAUUCAUCCCUAAAGAAUAGUCUCAGGCUGAAUCCGUGAUCUGCACCCUUCAAAAUCUAAGGAAAAUGUCCUUUCGAAAAUAUCGCCUAAAAAUUACGAAAAUGACCUCAGGAAAAAUUCGACCAAAUUUCUGUCCAAAUCGGCUAUUACUAGAUUUCGUCGUUGGUGGAGAGUUCCCUAAGGCCGAAUCUGUGAUCCAUCGCCUUCAAAAUCCAAGGAAAAUGGCAUAUCAAUAAAUCGCCCGAAAUCGUUGAUGUUACGCCUUUGGAAUCUGGCAAAAUUUGACCCGGAUAUUUUUCGCCCGAAUCGGUGUUUAAUAGACAUAUUCAUCCCUAAAGAAUAGUCUCAGGCUGAAUGCGUGAUCUGCACCCUUCAAAAUCUAAGGAAAAUGUCCUUUCGAAAAUAUCGCCUAAAAAUUACGAAAAUGAACUCAGGAAAAAUUCGACCAAAUUUCUGUCCAAAUCAGCUAUUACUAGAUUUCGUCGUUGGUGGAGAGUUCCCUAAGGCCGAAUCUGUGAUCCAUCGCCUUCAAAAUCCAAGGAAAAUGGCAUUUCCAAUAAAUCGCCCGAAAUCGG